CUUGCCAGAGACUGAACUUGUCUGUCAGGAAAAUACCACUUACAGGACUUGUCAUGUCUCCCUUUCUGCGUAUUGGUUUAUCCAACUAUGACAGUGGCCCUUACCUGCCAUCCCAGGGGGAGGUGAUUAACCCUUACUGUGCUGUGAUGGUUAAAGAAGCCGUGGAGUCAGAAAAUGGCCAAGUGUACGUGCAGAAGAAGCCCACCAUGUACCCACCCUGGAACAGCACUUUCGAUGCCCAUAUCAACAACGGCAGGGUCAUGCACAUCGUCGUCAAGGACAAAAGUGCCGAAAUGGUUUCAGAGACCACGGUGGAACUCAAGGUGCUAGCAGAGAGGUGCAAAAAGAGCAAUGGGAAGACAGAGAUAUGGCUAGAACUGAAACCUCAAGGCCGAAUGCUGAUGAAUGCAAGAUACUUCCUGGAAAUAAGUGAUGCAAAGGACCUGGGUGACUGUGAGACUGAAGGCUUCUUCUCCUUGCACCAGCGCAGGGGAGCCAUCAAACAGGCCAAAAUCCAUAAUGUCAAGUGUCACGAGUUCACGGCCACCUUCUUUCCACAACCCACCUUCUGCUCUGUCUGUCAUGAGUUUGUAUGGGGUCUAAAUAAACAAGGCUAUCAAUGCAGACAAUGUAACGCUGCCAUUCAUAAGAAGUGCAUUGAUAAAGUAAUAGCCAAGUGUACAGGAUCAGCAAUCAAUAGCAGAGAAACAAUGUUCCAUAAAGAGCGGUUCAAGAUUGACAUGCCUCACCGCUUCAAAGUCUACAACUACAAGAGCCCGACUUUCUGUGAGCACUGUGGCACGCUCCUCUGGGGCCUUGCACGGCAAGGACUGAAGUGUGAUGCAUGUGGCAUGAAUGUCCAUCACAAGUGCCAGACAAAAGUAGCAAACCUUUGUGGAGUUAACCAGAAACUAAUGGCCGAAGCUCUGGCAAUGAUAGAGAGCACCCAGCAGGCUCGCUGUCAGCGUGACACUGAACAGAUCUCCAGGGAUGGACCUCUUGAAAUUGGUUUCCCAGUUCCUGUGAAGGAGGUAACACCACUUCAGGCAGUGCCAGCAUCUACAACAGGAAAAAAAGAGCCACAGGGCAUCUCCUGGGAGACUCCGGUGGAGGGCACAGUGAAGGGGGAGUCUCUAAUAGAGUCAGACUUGGGAGAACAGCCCCAGGAGCAGGAAGAGCACCAAGUGCAGCUAAAACUAACCAUCGAAGAUUUUGUCCUGCACAAGAUGCUGGGGAAGGGCAGUUUUGGCAAGGUGUUCCUCGCCGAGCUGAAGAGCACAGACCAAUAUUUCGCCGUGAAAGCCCUGAAGAAGGAUGUGGUGCUGAUGGAUGAUGACGUUGAAUGUACGAUGGUGGAGAAGAGAGUCCUCUCCUUAGCUUGGGAGCACCCAUUCCUGACUCACGUCUUCUGUACGUUCCAGACCAAGGAAAACCUCUUUUUCGUGAUGGAAUACCUCAAUGGAGGAGACCUCAUGUUCCAUAUCCAGAGUUGUCAUAAGUUUGACCUUCCCAGAGCAACGUUUUAUGCUGCUGAAAUCAUAUGUGGGCUCCAGUUCCUCCAUUCCAAGGGCAUAAUAUACAGAGACUUGAAGCUAGACAACGUCCUCUUGGACAAUGAGGGGCACAUCAAAAUUGCUGACUUUGGAAUGUGCAAGGAGAACAUGUUUGGAGAUGCGAAGACAAGUACUUUCUGUGGGACUCCUGACUAUAUUGCUCCUGAGAUAUUGUUGGGGCAGAAGUACAACACCUCUGUGGACUGGUGGUCCUUUGGUGUCCUCCUGUAUGAGAUGCUUAUUGGCCAAUCUCCUUUCCAUGGCCAAGAUGAAGAGGAGCUUUUCCAGUCUAUCCGUAUGGAUAACCCGUUCUACCCUCGCUGGCUUGACAAGGAUGCAAAGGACAUUUUGGUGAAGCUUUUUGUGAGAGAACCUGAGAGGAGACUGGGAGCAAGAGGGAACAUCCGCCAGCAUGCCUUUUUCCGGGAAAUAAACUGGGAAGCUUUAGAAGAAAGAAGGAUGGAGCCUCCUUUCAAACCGAGAGUGAAAUCUCCGAGUGACUGUAGCAACUUUGACAAGGAAUUUCUAAAUGAAAAACCUAGACUGUCCUGUGCCGACAGAGCACUGAUUAACAGCAUGGACCAAAAUAUGUUCAGCAACUUUUCUUUCGUGAACCCUAAAAUGGAGAAAAUAUUUUCCUGAGAUCUGCCUUACUGAAGGGAUUCUCUGUAAUGGUUUGAGUAACACUUUGUCAACUGAAGACUAUGCAUGGUUAUUUUUAUCAAGAACCCACCAGAAAAACACCUCAGUGAAAGUUCGUACCACGCCUGGAGGCUUCCAGCUUAUUCCAGUCCGUAGCAGAUGCCAGCCACUCUUCACUAAUGAUGAAGUUUCUUCGUGGUAUCUUUUGGUCUCUCUUCUCUCUUUUCCCAAUGUUCUUGAAGUUGAGAGCAUCUGAAAAUGAGGAAGUGACAAAACCUGUUCACUACUUGUACACACAGUCGAUGGGUUUCUCUGUAUGGAAAAACAAGUAUAUUUGAGCUUUUGGUGAUGUCAGUGACCAUUUCUGCAAUUCUCACCUCAGCCCACCUCCUUCUGAAGGACAAGUGGUUUGCUCAAGGCCUGAGGGCAUCUGGGAAGACUUCAGGCUGGGUGCUUUGGUAACCUCCACUCGUACAUGUGUGGAAUUGUUCAUGUGUGCACAGGAGUUUUGA
Molecule: messenger RNA, 2707 nt
Organism: Gymnogyps californianus (California condor)
Lineage: Eukaryota; Metazoa; Chordata; Aves; Accipitriformes; Cathartidae
Gene: PRKCQ
Product: protein kinase C theta
Exons: 18
Coding region: 54-2195 (713 amino acids)
Biological process (GO): protein phosphorylation
Molecular function (GO): ATP binding; diacylglycerol-dependent serine/threonine kinase activity
Source: RefSeq, a predicted model, not a curated record